AUGACACAUUCACCACUGAGUCCUGACUCUGAGUCUGUGGACCCUGUCCCCGUGGGGUCCGUCUGUGGACCCCGUCCACGUGGGGUCCGUCUGUGGACCCGUCUGCGGACCCUGUCCCUGUGGGGGCCGUCUGUGGACCCGUCUGCGGACCCUGUCCCUGUGGGGGCCGUCUGUGGACCCGUCUGCGGACCCUGUCCCUGUGGGGUCCGUCUGUGGACCCGUCUGUGGACCCUGUCCCCGUGGGGUCCGUCUGUGGACCCUGUCCCUGUGGGGUCCGUCUGUGUACCCUGUCCGUGUGGGGUCCAUCUGUGGACCCUGUCCCUGUGGGGUCCGUCUGUGGACCCGUCUGUGGACCCUGUCCCCGUGGGGUCCGUCUGUGGACCCGUCUGUGGACCCUGUCCCCGUGGGGUCCGUCUGUGGACCCUGUCCCUGUGGGGUCCGUCUGUGGACCCUGUCCCCGUGGGGUCCGUCUGUGGACCCUGUCCCCGUGGGGUCCGUCUGUGUACCCUGUCCGUGUGGGGUCCAUCUGUGGACCCGGUCCCUGUGUGGGUCCGUCUGUGGACCCGUCUGUGGACCCUGUCCCCGUGGGGUCCGUCUGUGGACCCGUCUGUGGACCCUGUCCCCGUGGGGUCCGUCUGUGGACCCUGUCCCUGUGGGGUCCGUCUGUGGACCCUGUCCCCGUGGGGUCCGUCUGUGGACCCUGUCCCCGUGGGGUCCGUCUGUGGACCCUGUCCCCGUGGGGUCCGUCUGUGGACCCUGUCCCUGUGGGGUCCGUCUGUGGACCCUGUCCCCGUGGGGUCCGUCUGUGGACCCUGUCCCUGUGGGGUCCGUCUGUGUACCCUGUCCGUGUGGGGUCCAUCUGUGGACCCGGUCCCUGUGGGGUCCGUCUGUGGACCCGUCUGUGGACCCUGUCCCCGUGGGGUCCGUCUGUGGACCCGUCUGUGGACCCUGUCCCCGUGGGGUCCGUCUGUGGACCCUGUCCCUGUGGGGUCCGUCUGUGGACCCUGUCCCCGUGGGGUCCGUCUGUGGACCCUGUCCCCGUGGGGUCCGUCUGUGGACCCUGUCCCCGUGGGGUCCGUCUGUGGACCCUGUCCCUGUGGGGUCCGUCUGUGGACCCUGUCCCCGUGGGGUCCGUCUGUGGAUCCUGUCCCCGUGGGGUCCGUCUGUGGACCCUGUCCCCGUGGGGUCCGUCUGUGGACCCUGUCCCCGUGGGGUCCGUCUGUGGAUCCUGUCCCCGUGGGGUCCAUCUGUGGACCCUGUCCCUGA
Molecule: messenger RNA, 1266 nt
Organism: Knipowitschia caucasica
Lineage: Eukaryota; Metazoa; Chordata; Actinopteri; Gobiiformes; Gobiidae
Source: the annotation of a GenBank genome assembly